Molecule: messenger RNA, 857 nt
Organism: Chinchilla lanigera (long-tailed chinchilla)
Lineage: Eukaryota; Metazoa; Chordata; Mammalia; Rodentia; Chinchillidae
Gene: Nabp2
Product: nucleic acid binding protein 2
Biological process (GO): double-strand break repair via homologous recombination; mitotic cell cycle checkpoint signaling; response to ionizing radiation
Cellular component (GO): SOSS complex
Molecular function (GO): DNA binding
Source: RefSeq, a predicted model, not a curated record
CGGUGGGGGGUGGGGGAUGGAUCGAGCCUCGGGUCGUUCGGAUGGGGGUUCGGAUGGGGGUUCGGAUGGGGGUUCGGGAAGGCCUGGCGGGUAAGAUUCCACGCCUUGGCUCUGCACCGGACCCUCCACCCCUGGCUGCGUCGGCUCCCUACUUAGGAGCGAGAGCCCGAAAGAGCAUCCCGACAGGGGGCCUUCCAGCCCCGAAGCAUCUCGUCCGGAGACCCCCAGUGCUAACCUUGAAGUUCGAGGCCCCCGGGGGAGUUCGCUUCUAACCUUCUGUAAGGCUAAAGGGGCCGAGGCUGCCCGGUCCUAGCUUGGUUUGGUAGGUAGGCCUUGGGGAGUGGAGCAUGGGGCAGAGCGCCCGGCGUUCAGCCUUCAUCCCCUGUUCCCCCUGCCAGUGGGGUGCCGACGCGCGGGCAGCAUGACUACGGAAACCUUCGUGAAGGACAUCAAGCCGGGGCUGAAGAAUCUGAACCUCAUCUUCAUUGUGCUGGAGACAGGUCGAGUGACCAAGACAAAGGACGGGCACGAGGUUCGGACCUGCAAAGUGGCCGACAAAACUGGCAGCAUCAAUAUCUCUGUCUGGGACGACGUGGGCAACCUGAUCCAGCCCGGGGAUAUCAUCCGACUCACCAAAGGGUAUGCGUCAGUGUUCAAAGGUUGUCUGACUCUGUACACUGGCCGUGGGGGCGAUCUGCAGAAGAUUGGAGAAUUCUGUAUGGUUUAUUCUGAGGUUCCUAACUUCAGUGAGCCCAACCCGGAGUACAGCACCCAGCAGGCACCCAGCAAAGCUGUGCAGAACGACAACAGCCCUACAGCCGCCCAGGCUGCCCCCGGACCCCCUGCAGUCUCUCCAG